Molecule: messenger RNA, 12462 nt
Organism: Helicoverpa armigera (cotton bollworm)
Lineage: Eukaryota; Metazoa; Arthropoda; Insecta; Lepidoptera; Noctuidae
Product: ankyrin repeat domain-containing protein 50
Exons: 45
Coding region: 700-6678 (1992 amino acids)
Molecular function (GO): protein binding
Source: RefSeq, a predicted model, not a curated record
UUCAACUUUUCUAAGCUUUUCGCCCUUCGCGUUUGGUAUUCGCCACUUUGCCCGCUGCGUUUUAUAAAUCUAUCUUUAUUAUUGUUCAGUUAGCUACAUAAAUUGCAACUAUAUAUCGUCUCGCGGAUUCACGUCGCGAGUGAUGCAUAGUGUUCAUUCCACUUCAUCUCAGAAACGAAAAUACACUCGUUCAAAUUCAGUGUUUUCUAACAUGUGAUUACAAAUGUAAAUAAUUAAUUGAAAUUAUCGCACAAAAUGGACGUGAAAGGUUGUAAUCGUGGGUGUAAUGUGUGAUUACUUUAUUCCUGUUGUGUUUUCUUGGUUUUUGUGAGUGUGAAAGUGUAUUUUUUCGAAGGAUUUUGACGUUCUCCCGUUGGGUUUCGCUGCCAAAAAUACAUAAAUCGGUGGCAAAACUACUGAAUUACGUCAAACAAAAUGGUGCAGAAGAAACUAAAUCGAGGAAAAAGCAAAAACUGAAUGAAGAGGAGGGUUAAAGCUCAUAAUGACCUAGUUUGUGAUAAUACAUAGCCAACCAAUUCAAAUAUAGGCCUAUUUUACUAUUAGAAAAACUUUAAAAAUCCCGCGUUCCUGUAGUCAUAGAGUCAAUUAGAAACCAAAGCAACUCAUUAGGUCAUAAUCAAUAGAAAAUUUGAGAAAAAAGCAAAUCUAUAUUUUCGAACCAAAGCUAGUCUUUUAAGCAUGUCGAAUCAAAUACCUAUAUAUAGCCAGGUUGUUCCAAAAUCUCAGUAUAGGGCAAAGAAUUCGAAAGUCAGUAAAAGUCAGAAUCCGCAAAGGAAUGAUUUUGAUCCUCUGAAUUUUAACAACGGUGGCAAUUUCGCUAUGAGUACUCCUCUUGAUGGGAAGGAAAAGGAGAAGAAGGAGGAUAAGCCGCGGAGGGUUAAGGAGGAUUCGGGGAGGACGAGGAGGGUGAGGAAUGAAGGCAGCGAGGGUAAAGUGGAGGCGUAUCUGAGGCAGUACCAGGUCAGCAUGAGACAGCAGCAGCAUAGACAUUCUGCUGUUAGGCAAGCUGAGCAUCGGGUUAAUCUCAGAUCACUGCCUCUAAACGACGUGGCGACCGCUCGUGGCCAUGAUCGAACACCAACUGACCGCCAUCGAGGCUUUCCCGAGAGGGACCGGGAGGGCAGAGAGGGAUCCAGGGAGCAUCGCCGCGAAAGGGACCGGGAUAGGGAACGGGAUAGAGAUCCUUUUGAUUUUGAUGGUACACCACUAAGUCCGAUAGCAUCCCGAGCCCACGACAAAGACUCCCGCCCAGUCCGCAAGUCCUCAUCAGCUCACAAGGUCACGGAGACCAGCAUAUCGACCGACAAGAGGCGCUUCUUCUGCAGGGAGUGGGCUUUCCAGAAGAUAGCUCAUUGCUUAGAGCAGAGGCCUGUUAGCAAGACCUGUGGCGCUCUUAUAUUGGGUGACGCAGGCAGUGGUAAGACAGCCCUCUGUCAGGAACUGAGUGAGCCUGGUCAGGGUCCGCAGGCGAGGCAGCAGAGAGCCCUCAACAGGAGACUGCUGGCUAGACACUUUUUGCAGAGUCACACGGAGAGCAGCCUAAGACCCGGUGAAUUUGUCCGCACGCUAGCUAUGCAAAUACUCAGUCAUUCUUCGCGAAGACCGAGAGCUGAUAACUCUGACCUGUCGCCCAGGGAUCCUGAUACUCCUCAUAGUUAUAGACGUAAUUCCGAAGAGGAGAGGCUGAUAAACCGGUUUCGUGAGCUGGGUGAUGAUACUGAGGAGAGCUCCAAACCACUGCUAGCUGAUAGCGAAGACCAGCGCACGGAUGACGAGGACACGUCGGCGCGGCGGCCGCGCACCAUACAGCGGAUUCAUGAGAAAGAGGACUACAAGGAUCUACAUGCUGACGCCCCGCUCACUACGUUAGACGAUUUGCCAGAAAUCUUGCCAAGAUCAUCAGUGAAGCCGACGAACCCGUUCGUGUCGGACGAGAAGGACGAUCUGCGACUUUACGAGAAUCACGAGAACUUGUUCCUGAGGAAUAUCUCGCAGCGACAGUCCAAGGAGUUGCGGAAUUCUAGGUUACUCCGCCAAUCCUCCGAGCCGCUCUCCGAGAAGAAAGGCCACGUGCUACAGAAGAGUUUGUCUACCGAACAGAAGAAUGAUAGCUCCGGUGAUGAUAAGAAGGUGGAGAACAGUCCGCCCAAGUCUAGGAUACCUGUCGCUAAUUUUAGGUACCCCAACAAAAGUGAUUUACGUUCAGCCGAGAAUUCCCCCGUCAAAAAGCCAGAGCGACCACCUUCUCCCAAAGAAGAGUUGCCAGAGUACCAGAAUAUCCUCAAAGCUGAGUCAGAAGAGAUAGAGAAGAUAGAGAAAGUGCAGAAGAAAGAAGAAGAUGUGCCACCGCCGAUACCUAGUCUCCCGAUCAGUCCUAGGACUCUGAUAGCGAAUGCGUACUAUGAUAAGCUUCUGUCUGAGCCUGAAAUUCAGCAGGCGCUGUUGCCCCAGAAUUUGGAGAAGAAUCCAGACGAAUGCUUCAAGAAGGCUCUGCUGUUCCCGCUGCUGGAGAUAGACCCGCCCAAACAGUGUCUGUUCCUACUGGUCGAUGCUAUUGAUGAAGGAGUAGUAGGAGACGAAUGCUUCAAGAAGGCUCUGCUGUUCCUGCUGCUGGAGAUAGACCCGCCCAAACAGUGUCUGUUCCUACUGGUCGAUGCUAUUGAUGAAGGAGUAGUAGGAGACGAAUGCUUCAAGAAGGCUCUGCUGUUCCCGCUGCUGGAGAUAGACCCGCCCAAACAUUUGUCUGGAUAUAUAUUGUAUCUACUUGAGAAGAAUCCAGAAGAAUGCUUCAAGAAGGCUCUGCUGUUCCCGCUGCUGGAGAUAGACCCGCCCAAACAGUGUCUGUUCCUACUGGUCGAUGCUAUUGAUGAAGGAGUAGUAGGAGGUAUUUGCGAAGAUCGAGAAGGCACAGAAGGCUCUACAAGCGUCGCCAGCCUCCUCUCCCGUCACCAGCACCUGUUCCCGCAGUGGCUGCUGCUCGUCUGCACUGCUAGGAAGCACUGCAGGGUGUUCACCAGGAUGUUCACAGGUUUCCGCAAGAUAACUUUGGACGAGUUGCAGAGAGCUCACGUAUCGGCUGAUGUUCAGAGAUAUGUACUAGCUCGGUUGGAUACAGAACCUAGAUUACGAGCGCGAGUAUCGAGCGAUUCGACAGCAGCGGCGGCGGCUGCAGCUGCACUCGAUCAUUUACGAAUCAAAAGCGAUGGUUGCCUACUGUAUUUAGAGAAGGUGCUAGAUGGCGUAGCGGACGGUUUCAUAGCUCUGCGUGAAAUUCGCGAGAUCCCCGGCACUCUAAAUGGACUGUAUCUAUGGUUGGCUCAGAGAUUGUUCCAUGGACGGAGGUUUACUAAGGUCCGUUUACUACUAGAUGUCCUACUAGCGGCGCGAUGCGGCGUCACAGAGGAGAUGCUAUACAAGUGUCUGCUCACUAAAGAGUAUAGCGUUACAAGGGAAGAUUUUAAUAGACGACUACAUUUGUUGAGGAGGAUUCUAGUAAUGGAGCGUUCAACCGGCUUCCUAUCGAUGUUCCACCACUCCUUCGCCAAGUGGCUGGUGGACGUCAAGCAUUGUACCAGACGUUACCUGUGCUGUCCCACUGACGGACACGCUGCCAUCGCCAUGUAUUAUACUCUCGAUGCUAAGAGAUUAAGCGCUUUGGAGAUUCAUAACUACGUGUUUCAUAUGACCAGCUUAGAACAGCAUAUGGCUUCGCAGAAGAAACCUAAAAAUAUAGAACAAAAAGAAGAUGAGUUAGACCUGCAUACUUUAAUACUCCUCUGGGUGCUGGACUCCGGAUGUGAUGUGGAGUCAGCUCUCAGGAGGGAGAGUGAUACUCAGAAACAGUUGCACAGUGAAGAAACGCAGAAACAAGACGUGAAGGCUGAAGCUGUAGACGGUGACCCUGAAUCUGAAAGCAAGGAUUCCAUAUCAGCAGACCCAACGGCACUCGAAGCCAUAAUGCCGGAGCUCAUAGCCGGUGAGAGCACUACUCACUGGCCGAGAGACCGACGCGUGCUGCGGGCUCUGCUGGAGCUGAGUCGAGCUGACUCCGUGCCUCCUGAAGCUGAGCAACAGGAGAUGAUGGUGAACCAGCCAUUAGAGAACGAGGAUGACACCACUGCUGCCAAAGAACAGGAUGAGGAAAUACCAUUGGAUCCUAACACCGUACAUGAGCUAGCUGCGAAAGGUGACGAGGAGACCCUGGCUGCGCUGUUGAAGCGUUACCCCGGGCUAGUAGACGCAACAGACGCUACAGGCGGCACGGCGUUACACGCGGCGGCUCGCGGCGGCCGCGCCCACGCCGCCGCACUGCUGCUGCGAGCCGGCGCCCGCCCCGACGCUGCCGAUGCUGACGGCUGGAGCCCGCUCAGGGCUGCGGCCUGGGCUGGACAUACUGAGGUUGUGGAAGUUCUACUGGAAUUCGGCUGUGACGUAGAUUGCGUAGACGCAGAUAACAGAACUGCUUUAAGAGCGGCAGCCUGGUCAGGCCACGAGGCCGUGGUCUCCCGUCUCCUAGCCGCCGGGGCCGACCCCGACAAGGCGGACGCGGAAGGCCGGACCCCCCUCAUAGCGGCCGCGUACAUGGGCCAUGCGGACAUCGUGAGGGCCCUGCUAGAUGCUGGCGCUGAGAUCGAUCAUGCUGAUGAUGAUGGUCGCACAGCGCUCUCAGUAGCCUCUCUCUGCGCGAGUGGCUGCGCUUGCGCCGCGCUGCUACUGGAGCGAGGGGCGGACGUCUCGCGAGCUGAUCGCGACAGAGCCACGCCGCUGUUGGUAGCUGCUUUUGAGGGCCAUACCGAGAUCUGCGAGCUGCUCUUGGAGGCAGAGGCGGACCCGGAGGCGGGCGACGCGGCGGGCCGGACGGCGCUGUGGGCCGCCGCCGCCGCCGGCCACGCGCGGGCGCUGCGCCUGCUGCUGUUCUGGGGCGCCUGCGUCGACAACAUGGACGCUGACGGACGCACUGUGCUGAGCGUGGCGGCGGCACAAGGUAACGUCGAAGUAGUGAGACAGUUGUUAGACCGGGGGCUGGAUGAACAUCAUAGAGAUAAUUCCGGAUGGACGCCGCUACAUUAUGCUGCUUUUGAAGGCCACAUAGAAGUCUGCGAAGCUUUACUAGAAGCCGGCGCGAAAGUCGACGAAGCCGACAACGACGGCAAAGGACCCCUCAUGCUAGCUGCCCAGGAAGGUCACCACAAGCUGGUGGAAAUCCUCAUAGACCAGUGGGAUGCGAGGGUGGAACAGCGAGCUCAUGAUGGGAAGACGGCUUUCAGACUAGCAGCACUAGAAGGCCACAUAGAGACAGUAGCAGCCCUGUACGCGCGGGGCGCGGUAGUGGACGCGUUGGACGCGGACCGGCGCAGCACCCUGUACGUGCUGGCGCUCGACAACCGCCUGCCCAUGGCGCGGUACCUGCUCACGCAGUGCCGGGCGCAGGCGGAUACUACUGAUAGCGAGGGCCGAACACCUUUGCACGUGUCAGCGUGGCAGGGACAUACGGAUAUGGUCAACCUACUGAUCAAAGUUGGCGGUGCAGCAGUAGACGGCAGAGACAGAUGCCGUAGAACGGCCCUCCAUGCGGCAGCCUGGAGGGGCCGCGUCAACGUGCUGCGAGCCUUACUCGACCAGGGAGCCGAUCCCGCGGCUGUGUGUACUCAAGGCGCUACACCACUGGGUAUCGCGGCUCAAGAAGGACAUGAAGAAUGUGUGUUGUGGCUUCUACAGCAUGGAGCCGAUCCAUUGCAAGCUGAUCAUUGCGGCCGUACUCCAGCUAAGGUGGCGUGGCGAGCUGGUCACGCGAACAUCUGCCGGCUGCUGGAGCGAUGGGCGGCACCUUCAGCCCCCGCAGCCGACCUGCAGCCGCGCCCGCCCAGCGCCGGUUCACCAGAAUACAAGCGUCGCAGCGUCCACAGCUCGAACUCGACCAAAUCCUCGUCCAACAUGACCGCCGGCUCCGCACGCUCGCACUCGCACCACGACCCGCCUGACACUAUUGCUGAGAAGCCAAACCGCGCAAAUCUAUCGCUAUCGUUCGCCCAGCAAGUGGCGCGGUGCGGACGCGGUCGCCGAGACAUUCCCGAGCACUCAGACAUACCAGAGCAUCACGUCGUCGAGAAAGACUCCAAGCUGAGAAGCUACCUAGCCAACGAACGCGACGCGGAACUAGUAACCUGGUCAGGAGCCGGCCGCCGCUCCAACUGGCGCGGUGACUGUUCUCCCCUCUACGCCAGCCCGCCUCGCACUCCCGUCAGUGAUAUCACAUCCCCAACGCUUCCGUCACUGCCUACUGCGGUGUUACAGCCAGUCCUGACAGAUACGCAUUUCAAUAGGGAUACCCAUAUGAGGAUUAUUUUGGGAAGGGAUAGUAAGCCGCCUCAAGAUCGGAGUGAAAGCGAGGUGUGGAAAGCGAUGGGUCGCGUAGCGUACAACAGGCUUGUGGGCAGUUUCGGCCGCGCUAGAGGCCGAAUAUUUAAACACAAGAGUAAGAGGAACGGCAUCGUCACAAAUCCAGCGAUGCGAUUGGUCGCGAACGUCAGAAAUGGACUUGACAGCGCAGCCGCCAACAUACGCAGAACGGGCGUAGCCCUAGCAGCGAGCGCUAGCUCCGCGAACCCGGCCGUGAAAACCAACGCUUUUCAAUGGAGAAAAGAAACUCCACUAUAAACACGAAAACAUGAAAAAACUACGGCAUAAAGUUCAAAAAACCUUCGACAAGGUAACUGGGUUAAUUUUCUCGUUUAAAAAAUUCAAGGUCACCUUUCAAGGUCAAGGUCAGAUUUUCAAGGUCAAUGUGAUUUGAAGGUCAGGUGUAACGAGUAUUGUUUAAUUAAGCUUUUUGGUUUGAAAAGUUUGAUUUUGUUUAUAGAUUGCCAGUUUGAAAAAGGUUGUUUUUUAGUGAUGUGGCAAUAUUGAGUUUAUUGAUGCUUGUGUUUAUAUAUUCGAUAUUUUUAGAGGCCUACUCGAAUAUUUAGCAUCGAUUUAAAAUGUCUGUCUGUCUGUUUUAGAGGAUAAAAAUUAAAAUUUAACGAUUUGAAGGAAUUAUAGUUUCUUAAAAAACUUCCACAGUUUCGAUAAAUCCUAAAACAGACAGACACACAUCUUACUUUUGUCUAUAUACCUAAGAAAAUGUACAUAUAGGUACAUAAUGUAAAGUUCAUGAUUAUUAUUACAACUAAAGGCAAUAUAUAAAAAAUAACAUGUAUUAUAGAAAGUUUAAUUAUUGGAAAAAAGUAACGUUUAUAGAAAUAAAUGACGCAUAUAAACAUAUAUUUUUAAUAAUACAGGAAAUAGUAUUUUUUUUGUUUUUGUUUGAAAUGUCUUGAUUUCAACUCCAGGACGGCAAACUUAUAUGACAAGAACUGUAUAUUCAUAUUUUCUUUAUGUGGGCCUAAAACACACACAAAUCAAUGUAUUUCAUAUAACAGUACUAUAUACUCAUAAUGACGUAUAUCAAUUCUAAUUUUCUGUGUACGUAAUCUAUAUCUAUACGUAUAAAUAAAAGAGAAAAAAAUUUUUUUUGUUCGUUCUACAUUUCUAAACGAUAAUUUGACUUUGACAGUUAAUGCGAUGCUAUAAUACGAUUUAUUUGAAUAAAAAAAUAAUAAAACAAUUCUAAGAAGGAUUUUCUUUGGGUAUUUGACUGUAUUUUUCGUUAAAUAUCGUUUUGUGAAUUACAUGAAUUGCAAUAAGUUUUUGUAGAAAUAUAGAGUUUUCCUUUUAGAAGCCUUUAAGUUAUUCUGAUAUUUAUAUAUCAAUAAAUAUUUUAUUAUUUCAGCCGUUUGUGCGUGAAGAAAACAAAUGUAUUUCGUAUUCAUUAAAAAAUCAGUCAACUACCCAAAACCUUCGCAAUUGCUAAAAAAUAUCUAGUCUUUAGGUGCUGGUAAAGCUAUAAAAAAUUAUAUCUAUAGCAUCGCAUAGCUUUCAAUACUAUAAAUACUUUACUUUUUAACCGACUUCCAAAGGAGGAGGUUCUCAAUUAGACCGCGUAUUUUUUUACUAUUUACUAAUAUUAUAUCAGUAUUAUUAACACAUUAAAAUGUAUUGGCUAAAUUAUUUAGGUUUUUUGCAUUUUUUUAUUCGAUAAAUCAAAAACAGUACAAUUAUUUUGUAUGUCCGUGUAUCGUAAUAUGAAGUGUGAAAAAAGUAAUCAUUUGGUACAUUUUUAUUGCUAGUACUGAAGAUUGCAAAUUAAAUACUGUAUUUCUGAAAAGCCAAGAGAUCAACUUCCCGCACCCGGAUAAAAAGUCAUCACGAUAUGCUAUAUUUGUGCCAAAUUACACCUCAUUUCGUUCAGCUGUUACUACAUGAUUGCUAAACAAAUAUACAAAUUUUCUUCUUUUUAUUAUUAGUAGCAUCAGCAAUAGAAAUGUACCUACAAAGUGUCUGAUCUCAAAACGAACAAACUUUUAUAUAAAAAUAGAUAUCAAUUAGUUAUUUUCAGCGCAUUUAUUCAUUUGUAAAUAUAUUUUGUUUAUAUACUAGUCUAUAUUUGUGUGGUUAAGUAUGGAAAAAAAGAUAUAACACCCAGACUCCAUUAAAACGCAGUGGAGAAGUUUUAAACUCAUCAUCUGGCUAGCCUUUUCCCAACUUUGUUGUGGUCGGCUUCCAGUCUAACCGGAUGCAGCUGAGUACCAGUGUGCCACAAGGAGCGACUGCCUAUCUGACUCGCUCAAGCCAGUUACCCGGGACACAAGAUAUAUCCUUGGAUUAAGACUGGUUGUCAGACUUACUGGCUUCUGACUACCCGUAACGUCUUACCAAGAAGUGUCAUGUUACCCGGGUAACUGGGUUGAGGCGAUCAGAUAGGGCAGUCGCUCCUUGUAAAGCACUGGUACUCAGCUGUAUCUGGUUAGACUGGAAGCCGAUCUCAACAUAGUUGGGAAAAGGCUAGGCAAAUGGUGAUGGCUAUUAUUUUUGUAUAUUGUUUUUCAAAUCCAUUUUGAGCACAUCAACCGAUAAUUACAUGAUAAUUUUUGCGUUAAAUAAUAAACUGAUGUAUACCUUCUAAACUACGAACAAAAGUGCUGAACCGAAAGACGUACAAUUGUUAGAAAACGAUAGCUCAGGGAAUCGGACAAAAUUAUUCCUAGCAAUAAUUUGUCAUGAUUAAAACUGUAGAUAUUAUUACAUAUAUGUAAUAAAAAUACCUAUUUAUGUAUGUGUAAAUGUAAAAUAAUAUCGAUCGAUAUAAGUGUAACUAAAUGAAUUUAGGUUAUUUUACUUAUGUAUAUUUCUUGAAUACUCAAACGUUAUUUAAAAUUUUGUGGCGUUUCAGAAUGAGCUAUUAACCAAACUAUUCCCCAUAAGUUUAAUCUCCUUAUUUUAAAUAAAAAAAAAAAACAAAAAUUUUUUUCAAAGUCAAAGUUUAAGUCAAAGUAGAACUUUUUAAUAUAAAAAUAAGAUUUGACAUAAAAAAAAUCAAAAUCAUUCUGUGAGACAACUUAAUAUAACCUAUGUAUAAGUAAAAUAACCUAAAUAAACAAAAAAUAAAGAAUUGUACGUAAGUGUUGCCAUCAAGUUUAUUUCUUUUUAAAACCUCUCAAUAAAUAAUUAAAACCGGGGUACCGAAUUUCAAAGAAAAAUUGCAUUUUUGGUAUGGAAUGACAGAACUGUCAACAGCACCAGAAAACAGUCAAAUAAUAUAUUUUAAUUCGCCAUUUUGAACACAAUUCUGGCAACACUGAAACUCGAUUGAAAACGAUUACGAUUGUGACUAGGUAUCGAUUUAGUUGUAUUUAUUUUUUGUAAAAUUGGAAAAUAAAUAUUGUAACUAAAAGUCGUUUUGUGGUUAUAUAAUGGUCAUUUUUGUGUUUGAUAUACUAGUUGUGCCAUCAUGCCUGCUUUGUACCAAUACAUUUAAUUUAUUUGUAGAGAAAAUUUAGGAGAUGGUGAUUUUAUUUAUUAUUUUAUUCAAGUAAAAAGAAAGCGAAGGCUUCUGAUCUCAUGUAGCACGAAUUUGCGAAACUGUUAAAAAGGGUUCUUUCAAAUUAAACUUAUCGUGUCAACGCGAAAAACAAUUGGACGCCCAAGUGUGUUAUGAAAAAAUACAAAUUCAAACGUUGUAAAUUAUUUCAUAAAAGUAAAAGAAAAACAAUAUCAAAUUCAUAUAUGACCAUUAUUAUAACUUGUAAAUUAGGCAGCGAUUAGAAAAAUAAUGAUUAAUUGAAAAAAAAACUACAAUUAAUAGAAAUAAAUAAAAAAAUCUCAAUGGUAGUUGUGUUAGGGUUUUGGAAUUAUUAGGUAAUUAAUAAAAUUAAUUAAUUUCAGUGAAAUAUUUUACAUGUACUUUAUGCACAUGCUACUUCAAUCUGUAAAAUUAUCAAAAUCAAAGGUCAUUUAUUCAAAGUAGGCUGAAAAUCAGCAUAUUUUGAAGGUCAAAUUCACAAAAGAGCCCCCAAAACGCCCGCCCUUCACCACUUCCUAUGUGUUUUUUCUGGGAAGAAGAAGUGGCGCAACAAACUCCCCAGCAACACAUGUCUGUCUGUAUGGUUUGAAGAACCGGUUCUAUACAAAAUAUAAAAACAUUAUAUAAAAUUGUAUAUUCCGAAUCAAUAUUGAACCUUAUGCUCUAAAGAUAAAGUUCAAAAUUCAUUAAAAACAUGACAGAUUGUAGUAGCUUGAUGUGCAAAAUGUACAUGUUUUUAUAUUUCACUAAAACAAGUGUAUCUGUGAGGCUGAGUCGAAAUUAUUAUGUAACCCACAUAUUUUUUUAAAAGUAUCUUAAAAUGUGAAUUUAUCGUUAUUUUCUGUCUCUUAAUUCAUUUAUUCAAAGGUUACAUUUUUAAGGUCAAUAUAAAAUUUUUCUCAAGGUCAAGGCCAGCUAUAGCAAAAGAUUUAAAGGUUAAAAUUUUCAAGGUCAAAGGUCAAGAACAAAUUUUCUCAAGGUCAAGUUAAUUUAGCAAAUAUUGACUUGAAUAUUCAAUUUAUUUUUAUUUUGAACCUAUUGACCAAUGUGUAAGAACACUACAGGUGAGUUGCACUAUUUAACUAUAACGAAAACCAAACCAUAACCAGCCGUAUACUUGCCGCUUAUUGGUCACAUCGGCGAUUUGACAACUGAAAAUGGUUCGGUCAUCGUUAUAGUUAAAUGGUGCAAUACAAUAUAAUUUUAAAUACAAAAAAAUAUGUGGGGGCAUAAAAUCAAGAAACUGUAUUAAUAUUAUUAUUUUCGCUGUGUCAUAUUCGAGGCUAAAAUGUUUAAAAUCUAUGUUAAAACCAAGUUGCAACUAUUGUAUUAAUUAUUAUGAAAAAAUAAUUAUUUUAUUAACAGUGAUAAUAUCUGUGUAUAUGUUUUGUUCGUGUCUGUCUAUACUAAUAUUAUAAAGCUGAAACACCUUAUUAUAAAACGUGGUUUUAAGAAGUACCCGCUUUAGUAAUAGCUUUGGUCCUCUGAUUUUGUUCGGGACGGUGGUUUAAAGGUGGUACAAAAGCUGGUACUUUUUUCAAACCACGUUUUAUAAUAAGGUGGGAAGAGUUUGUUUGUUUGACUGCGCUAAUCUUAAAAACUACAAGUCUGAUUUGUAAAAUGAUUUCAGUAUUAGAUAGCCCAUUUGUCGAGGAAGAAAUAUAGAUUGCUAGCUUCCGCCAACAAUUUCACUCGGGUCCUAAUGGGAUAAAAAUUUGCUUAUAGCCUUCCUCGAUAAAUGGGCUAUUUAACACUGAAAGAAUUUUUCAAAUCGAUCGAGUACAUUUCAAAGAUUGGCGCGUUCAAACUAACUCUUCAGCUUUAUAAUAUUAGUAUAGAUUCUAUAACCAGAUGCAAACAAUUUCUUCAUUGAUGAUAACGAAUGAAAAAAUAAAUAACAAUUCUUGCUAUUAUUCAAGUCAGUAAUUUAGUUUUGGUAGCGUCAUUGAGUUUUGAUGGAGAAACUUUUUCAUAGUUUUUUAACCGACUUCACAAAAAGGAGGUUCUCAAUUUCCAUUACUUUUGAUAACUUUACUUAAAAGACGAAAUAAAGUCCUAUGUGUAUUUAAUACAGAAAUCAUAACAUAUUUCAGUUACCUACAUAUAUCUGUUGAUAUUUGCUUAUUAUAGAAAUAGGAAUUUGACGUUUAUUGUAUGCAAAUUCUAUAUCUAGUAAGCAAACCAAUUGAUAUAUAAUUUAUAGAGGUAGGAAAUCCAAAGGGUCCGAAAGUACUGAACCGAUUUGAAAAAUUCUUUCACUGUUGGAAAGCCAUACUCUUCCCGAGUAACAUAGGCUAUAUUUUAUCCCGGUACGGGCAGUAGUUCCCACGGGACACGGAUAAAACCGCGAGAAAACAUCUAGCUACUUAUAUAAAAAGAUUUCUCCAUCAAAAAUAUUGGCAUAGUAUUAGAGCUUUGUAAAAACUUAGCAAUAUUUAUUUAUUAGACAAACGUGUGAGUUUACAAUGUGAUCUAAGUAUAUUAAGUGCGUGUGUAGACGCCAAUUCCUGAACAAUAUAAUGAAAUAUAUAUAAUUUCUCUUA